CCAGAACGGCGAAAAACUAAUCAGUUCUAAACUUUCAUGGGUAGAAACAUCCCUGAGAAUUUCAAAUGAAUCCCUCAAAUGGUUUGGCUGGAAACCUUCGGGACGCCCGCCCGCCGAGCAAACUGAUUACAAUAUAGCACCUGAGGGUGCGAUAAAAAUUUACCAGUGGACGCCGACAUCUUGGAUCACUCGAGAGGAGAUUUCGCGCGACAAGCAUGGUCACGGUCAAGGUCACCAAAAAAGGAAGGAAAAUAUUUCAUUUGUAAUGCGGAGAGAACGUGUUUUCCUUCAAAAGUGGGAGGAAGAUUUCAAUUGGUUGUAUUGUAAUGCAGAUGGGUCAAAGAUGUGCAGAGUGUGGGUUCAAACGGGUCGUCAGAACACUUUUACAAGAGGAUGCAGGGAUUUCCAAAAAUCCAGUCUCACACGCCACGGAGACCAGCCUUCCCAUAGAGCUGCCUAUGCGACCAUGAACAAGGGCUGAGAUUGAGGCGACAAAUUCAGAACAGAAAUUUAGAAUUUGACUUUGUAGUGAAUUAAAUUGAAUUAAAAGCAAAACUUUGUAUUUUUA
Owenia fusiformis is the source of this 568-nucleotide messenger RNA. Lineage: Eukaryota; Metazoa; Annelida; Polychaeta; Sabellida; Oweniidae. The record is from the annotation of a GenBank genome assembly.